CUCGGUAUGACGGCGUCACGGCUCGCCGGCAGCAGCAGCAGCUCGCAGCCCGGAUGGAAGCAGCUCAUUCCCGCACUGACAAGUCGCAUCGCUCGGUCUUUGGUGGAUGAAAAUGGAUUUUUCCCAAAUGCAUUCGCAGCAGAUUUGCAGCCCAAAUUAGAAAAACAAAACAAAAUUCCUCUGUUUCUUUAUGGCUUCUGGCUCCGGAGAGGAAGAGGGCGCUUCGUGGAGGCUCAUAGGCCCGACAGCGGGGCUCUCCGCCAAACGCUGCCGCCUGAUGUACUCCUCGCUCGGCUUCAACUCUGACGUCUGCCUGUUCUAUGUGAAGGGGGAGUUUUACGCCAUGGAUGCUCGUUGCGCACAUUCCGGCGGUCCUCUGUGUGAGGGCGACAUCGAGGAGGCCGACGGCGUCCUGCAGGUCUUCUGUCCCUGGCACGACUACAACUUUGACCUCAGGACAGGGAAGUCAGGGACGUCCUUACAGCAACAAGUCUAUGAAGUCAAGCUGGAGGACGGCAAUGUGUACGUGAAACACAGCAGUCCUCUCUCCUUGGAGCCUUUUCCUGCUGUGAAGAAGAGUUGAACAACCUCAGUGUCUAUUUUUAAAGACUUGUUCCAGACUUGAGACAUUCCUGAGCCUUAUCCGUCAUUUUCACAGACAGCUUCUACUAUUGAUUUCUGUGAACUCAGGACGAUAUCAAGAGGACUGUCUGAUGAGGACAUGACAUCAUGAAAUUGCUGCCAUUCCAGGUCGAUUCUUUAUCACAGACACUGAACAUGGAGGGAACCAGAUGGUAGAAAAUAUGCAACAUGAAAACACAAAAUGUUACUUUUCUCAGCAAAUGUUGUAGAACCAACCAGCAUACAGUAUUUUAUUAUUGACAGGAUAAAAAAGGAUGUGCCACUUGAUCAUUCUAGAUUUUUAAGGAGUUAUAGUUAUAAGAUAAUAUUAUUUCUGAUGAAAACAUCACAGUCUAUUAAUUGCCAGUCUUGUUGCACUUGUAUUGCAAAUCAUUCUGUUUUUUUGGUGUACAGAAAAUGCUCCCAAAUGUUGUCUUUAAUUUAAAGCUGCUUCACAGAACUUUGUAUUUGUGUUGACUUUGGCGGUCCCUGUGGACAAAAGCAGUAUAGUUUCCAAGCACCAGGAGUCCUGAGGCAAGGCCUCAUAGCUCAGUGGUUAGAGCACUGGUCUAGUAAACCAGGGGUCGUGAGUUCAAUUCUCACUGAGGCCUGACCACUUUUUUUAAAUUUCCCCAC
This is a messenger RNA of Anoplopoma fimbria (sablefish), 1257 nucleotides long. RefSeq lists its product as uncharacterized. The coding region runs from base 191 to 583 and encodes 130 amino acids. The transcript is spliced from 3 exons. Gene Ontology annotation, molecular function: nitrite reductase [NAD(P)H] activity; 2 iron, 2 sulfur cluster binding. The record is from RefSeq and is a predicted model, not a curated record. Lineage: Eukaryota; Metazoa; Chordata; Actinopteri; Perciformes; Anoplopomatidae.